Ipomoea nil (Japanese morning glory) is the source of this 1542-nucleotide messenger RNA. Its product is annotated as double-stranded RNA-binding protein 2-like. The coding region runs from base 195 to 1364 and encodes 389 amino acids. Gene Ontology annotation, molecular function: double-stranded RNA binding. The record is from RefSeq and is a predicted model, not a curated record. The transcript is spliced from 3 exons. NCBI's taxonomy places the organism in Eukaryota, Viridiplantae, Streptophyta, Magnoliopsida, Solanales, Convolvulaceae.
ACCAACUGCAACCCAACGCCUAUUUUCUCUUUCUCCCUCUCUCUCUCUCUCCCUCUCUCUCUCUGCUCUCUCUCUCAACGAUGUUUCGCAGCCUCCUUCAUCCUCCGCCACCCGUCUGAAAACGCUCAUCGGCAAACGCUCUGAUUCCGAUCCGAUCACUCGUUUACCGUCCCGCUUGCUCGGAGAAAAAGAAAAUGUAUAAGAACCAGCUGCAAGAGCUGGCGCAGAGGAGCUGCUUCAACUUGCCCUCCUACAUCUGCAUACGGGAAGGUCCAGACCACGCGCCGCGCUUCAAGGCCGUCGUUAACUUCAACGGCGAGGCCUUCGAGAGCCCCAACUACUGCUCCACUCUUCGCCAAGCCGAGCACGCCGCCGCCGAGGUCGCCCUCGACUCCCUCUCCCACCGCGGCUCCCACUCCCUCGCCGCCCGGAUCAUCGACGAAACAGGAGUGUAUAAAAACCUUUUACAAGAGAUUGCACAGAGAGUUGGAUCUCCUUUGCCUCAGUAUACGACAUUUAGGUCUGGCCUCGGGCACCAACCUGUCUUCACAGGAACAGUGGAACUUGCUGGAAUCACGUUUACUGGGGAACCAGCCAAGAACAAAAAGCAAGCCGAGAAAAAUGCUGCAUUGGCUGCUUGGUCGUCUUUGAAACAAUUGGCAAAGCAAGAUGCCAGUUUAUCGUCUGAGCCAGAGAACACUGACGAGCAGGAGCAGAUCAGGAUAGCAAGGGCAUUAUUGAACUACUGUUUGAAGGAAAAGAUAGACAAGGCUAAAUCCAGCAAUGGUUCAAUUCCAUUCCAGAAGUUUACCAUCCCCACCCCUCGACCUUUAAGCCCACAGCGUCCACUAGCAUCCACGUCUAAAAUCCUUCCUUUAAUUUGCCCGAAAACCAGUCCUAGGUACAGAACAUCAACAACAACAGCCCAUGAUAGGGCCGCUCCACAGCCUCUGCCACAAUCCCCAGCUCCUGCAUCAGAGGGCCGCUCCAUUUGCUCCCAGAAAUAUCCUACAGCAGGUGCAGCUCCUUAUGUUCCCGUUAGGCCAUAUAGGAUGCCUUACUGUGGUAUUGCUCCACCUGUUACAAUAAGAACUGCUGUUCCAGUUUUCUCAGCACCUACACUUCCUCCACGCUCUGUGCACUCACCUCAAGUGAUGCGCACUGCACAGCCUGUUCGAGUUGCCCCACCCGUCUCUGUCAGGCAGGCAAUCCCUGUGUUUGCUGCCCCACCUGCCCCAAAGGAAGCUGUUUCAAGUACUCCAAAAGCUUCACUCUCUGUAGCUCCCGAAUCUGCAAACAAGUCCCAAUGCACCGAGGUUGAUGAAUCAACAGCAGUGAAGUGCUUGGAGCAACUCCAAUUAUAAUGGUUGCCGUAGUCUACCCAUGUUAAAAUUUUUGUGUUUUAGUCUUCUGGUCCUAUGUUAUAAUAUCUCAGUCCCCCUUUCCCCCCUCUGUCAAUUCUGUGUCUUCCUGUAAACUUACAUAUAAUGCAGGUUACUUUAGUAUAACUUAGUAUUGGAUGACAUGAUAUCAAACUUUUGC